ACAUUUAUGCUUAGAAGAUUGUUUGUUGAGCGAUCCUUCGGUCUGAGCCAGAGCUUGGGGAUGCAAAAUCACGCAUGUAUACAGUCUGCACGGACUCUGGGGAGAGCGAGGAGGCAGUGGUGGACAGGGAUCUGAACCUCACCGAUGAUGUGGAGACGGUGACGGAGGAGGAGAUCAUAGUUUCUGUGAAUCGAACCUCCGAGAGAAUUCUCCACCUGGAGGACGGCACGAUCCGCGAUCCAGAGCUCCACCGCCUGAAACGCGACGUCGAAUUGAUCACACGGGAUAGCUUCAGAGUUCGGGUAAGCUUUCCGGCGACAGCUUCGGAGUACGCGCCGGGGACUCCUUGGUACGCGACACGGAGGGUGGAUCCAUGAGACGGCGCCGGCGAGAGAUUUGUGUUUGUUAACGGCUGAACCAAUCCUGGCUUUCCGUUCUUCGUCCAUGACGGAACGAGGCUGAGAUUGACGGAGCCAUUACUUGCUUUAAUCAUGCAAAGCGAUUUCAGAGCUUCUUACUCAGUUUUCGCCGCUGGAACUGGAUUGGAUGUGCUGUUCUCCAUGUACCUCAGGUUUAUCAGCAAAUCUACAACCUGUUCUGAUAUCUCUGUUGAAUUGCAGGUUAUGGCUUUGAAGGAAAGAGGACAGAUUAAUCUCUGAGGAAGCAAAAGCCACAAGUGGUUUGAUGCGAAAAGGGUGAAGAAACCGAAAGAACAAAGGAGGAGGAAGACAAAGAAGAACGAGAUAAGAAGAUCACUGAUUUUCUCUGUUCUGAAAGUGAUUGUGUUGGCUCUGUGUUUGGAGUUAGGGUUUAGUUUGAUGCGAAAAGGGGUUUUAGAAUCUGAGUUUACAGAGGAGAUAGUGAGGAUCUCUGAUGACAGAUCUCAUUCUGGUCGUGAUGUUGGCGAGAAAGUGACGAUCUUGGAAGAUGAGUUAAUGGGUUUUGUUAAAAGUGUAAACGUUUUGAGAUGCAGAGGUUCCAAUUCCAAUUGGAGAAUCAAUCAGGAUGGUCUGAUGUUGAAGUCUAAAAGUGUGUAUAAAUCUGUAACUGAAGAGGUGAGUGUAUGGGGAUGGCCUUUGCAGACAGGUGAAUUGUUUGGUACUGGUUUCUCCUCAAGUUUGUUCACCGUGUUAUCAGGCCGAGUUACUGAUUGGUCAGAGGGGAGAUUUGGUUACACGGUACGUGAGGCCAACAUUUCGUGGGGGAAAACUAAAUGGAGCACAUCGGUUCUGCAACUAGAUCAUAGCACAUGGGUUCUUGAGUACAGUCUAAGCUCAGUGAUAAAACAUUCGAGUUUGUUGUCACUAGGAACAGAUGUCCUAGCACACAUGAUGUUCCAAGCAGCAAAGAAUGUAAACAGAAGGGUUUUGUGGAUGUUUUCAGCCUCACGAAUCUUUAUAGUGGAGUGGUAACAGAGGAGGGUAGCACAAUGACACCAACUUAGAAAACUUAUAAGGAAAAAAAAAGUUAGUCAUGAACAUAUAAGUGCUUGUGACUGUUACUGUGUAGCUAUUAUAUAUUUUUAAAGAUAUCAUUUUUUGGUUAAUUCAUCACUUUUACCAUUUAAA
Brassica rapa (field mustard) is the source of this 1568-nucleotide messenger RNA. RefSeq lists its product as uncharacterized. Lineage: Eukaryota; Viridiplantae; Streptophyta; Magnoliopsida; Brassicales; Brassicaceae. The record is from RefSeq and is a predicted model, not a curated record. Gene Ontology annotation, cellular component: endoplasmic reticulum.